Molecule: messenger RNA, 1551 nt
Organism: Olea europaea var. sylvestris
Lineage: Eukaryota; Viridiplantae; Streptophyta; Magnoliopsida; Lamiales; Oleaceae
Exons: 3
Coding region: 592-978 (128 amino acids)
Cellular component (GO): mitochondrial membrane
Source: RefSeq, a predicted model, not a curated record
CCUAAAUUUUGUAAAAUUUGGGAAGGACAACUUCACCGCUCUACCACUGCCCCUCUUUUCUCUCAUCCGAAUCCCGACGAUUCAAGUGACAGUAUACUGAAGGUAUUAUGGCGUCUCUAAUCUUUGUUUUGCACAAUAAUUCUCGACCUCUUGGUUGGAAUCCAUCUGUUUGGGUUUGAUAUUUAUUAUUUAAUUUAAUAAGGCGAAAUCACAACAAAUGGUAGGUUUAUUUUUCCCUCAUUAAUUUAGAAAAUUUAAUUGUGUGAAAUUUUUGCGGUUUACCAAUAAGGGUUCUAAUUUUGGAUUAAUUAGCGCCAUGUUUCUUGUCCACUGCUAGUGUUAUUUUACUAUCGGUUUUUAUUUAUUUUUAUCAAAGUUCGUGACUUGAUCAUUUACUCUGGUGGGUUUAUUUCGUAAAUGCUUCGUCGAAACACUAGAACUGAAUAUGUUGGAACCUAUAUAGCGUGGCAUCAUCAAAUAACUUCACUUUUAUUUACGCCUGAAAUUCGAGGUAAUCAGACAACAAUGAGUUUAUUGUUGGUAACGAUGCUUUGGAAAUUAUGAUGCGGGAGUUCUUAUUGUUUUUUAGAGAUGAAAAGUGUUUAUAUGACGACUGAUCAACAAAAGAAAUUGGAUAAUGCACCAGCACAAUCUGUUGCGAGGUUUGAAAACUCAGCUUCAAAGUUCAGUAGGUGGGGCAGGAAAGCACCGUUGGUACGAUAUGGUCUUCCAAUGAUUUCGCUUACUGUGCUUGGGGCUCUUGGACUUGGUCAUCUACUGCAAGGAAGCAAGGAUAUUGCUAAAGUGAAGGACGACCAGGAGUGGGAGAUUAUAGAGACAAGAAAAGCACUAUCAAGAACAGGACCUGUGGAUGCCUACAAGCCCAAAAAUAUUUCACUGGAGGAAGAGCUGAAGACUUUGCAGCAGAAGGUUGACAUAGAAAAUUAUGAAUACAAGAAAAUACCGAGCCCUAACUAGGGAAGUUAAAGUCAGAUUGAUGUCCGUCUGAAGUUUUUUUUUUUUUUUUUUUUUUUCCCAAAAUUCAGCCAAUUCUUGAAAUGGUGAGUAAUUGUAUAAUUGAUGUAGGGAUGAAUACGUAGAGAAUAACCUGCAACUAUCGGCAAAAUCUUUUGUUUUGGUUAUCCACUUUUGUGUAUGAACCAAUUUAUUUUGAGCUAUUGUGAACUUUUUUUAUCUACAUUUAUGAAAAUUAGAUUUGUUCUCUCUUUAUGGAGUAAUUAAUUGACUUUGGAUUCUUGGAUGAAGAAACUGAAGAAUUUUGGCAAUAUUUUCUUUUAAGUCGGAAUAGUUUCUGGUUUGUAUCGAGCAAUUAGUUCCAUUGUGCGUUGUUCAUCUUGAUAUGAACAUCAGAGCUUCACCAUCUUCAAUUUUUUGCUGAUAUCCAUAAGAGUUGUUUAGUCUUUUUAUUCUCGACGGUUUGCAAUUUUUUUCAUGUACUGACACGAGUGGCGAAUGCAAAUGAUAACUUUCUGUAUUUCACUUAACUAAUCACUUCAUUGUUAUGAAAUGCGAAGAGUCCUAUUAAUAGAA